Acytostelium subglobosum LB1 is the source of this 486-nucleotide messenger RNA. RefSeq lists its product as hypothetical. The transcript has 2 exons. The coding region runs from base 1 to 486 and encodes 161 amino acids. The record is from RefSeq and is a predicted model, not a curated record. Lineage: Eukaryota; Evosea; Eumycetozoa; Acytosteliales; Acytosteliaceae.
AUGGAACAAAAGUCCAAGCUACUUGUUGCAUUGCUCGCACUAAGCUUUGUCAACUGGGUAGCACUCAACUAUUACUGCACUCUAAACGUGUCGUCAAAGUUGUUUGAUGUACACAUCUUUGGCUACGAACUGAACUAUGCCAAACAGUUGAUAACCAACUUGUCAGAGCAGGAGAUUGAAACAUAUAGAUCAAUGUACACUGGACUCGACUUGACAAUGCCAAUAUUGAUGUUCUUGGAUGCAACGAUCGUGAUAUCAAUGUUAUAUCCAUAUGGUUCAGUGUCUGGAGCACUCGCACAUCUGUGUCCACUGCUAUUUCUAAUCUUUGAACUGUUGGAGAACCAUGCCCUAUACACAGUAUUGACUCUGUACAUCACGAACAAACCAUACGACAUCAACACCAUUACUAUCGAAUCACUAUUGACCAACGCUUCAUUCUACACAUCAUCCAAGUUUCUAACUCUAAGUAAGUCAAGCCAAUUAUAA